AUGAUUAUCCUCGUCAAGACGAACGAGAGGCAAACCGAGUGGGAUACGAAGAGACUUAUCAAAGGUGGACGCCAGAAGGAGGAAGAAGUUAUGUCAAUCACAGGGGCAAGUUCCCACGAGACGAUACCGAGUAUUAUCACUUGGGCGAAGAUCAAGGUCAGGGAGGAGGAAGGUGGAAAGCGAUUUGCUCAUUAUGGACCUCAGCCCAAAACCACGCAUAAUUUGUGCGGAGUAAGACAAAAGCUUGGAGAAAAGUUGAGAGAUUAUUACGAACGCUUUCAAGCAGAAGCAAGACAAGUCAAGGGGUUACAAAAUCAGACGUAUUUGUUGUUGUUCACUACUGGAUUACAACCCGGAGGGAUCGCGAACUCGUUAGCCAAAAAGUGUCCGGCUACAAAAGAAGAUUUGUUGGAAAGAAUUCGAAAAUACAUUGAUUUAGAGGAAUUUAAAUCUUCUCAAAAGCAAAUUGAGCAAGGUUUUCGAGACACAAAUCCAGGUCGGAGGCCGGAGAGACCAGCAGGAAGAGGGCAGUUUGAAGAGAGGCGGCCUAGGUUAGUCGGAGAAAGAUUUAGAGAGGCAUAUAGGAGGGAGUUCACACCGUUGAAUAUAUCUAGAGCUCAGAUAUUGAAAGAAGUAAUGUCUACAGAGAUGAGAAAUGUCCCAAGGUCGCCACCUAUUCAGUCAAUAUUCGCGCAGACAAACAAGACAAAAUGGUGUGAAUUUCAUCGGGGGUACGGGCACCAUACAAACGACUGUUAUAACUUGCAGAACGUUAUUGAAUGGUUGAUCAAAGAAGGGAAGUUACAGAAGUAUGUGAGAAGAGAAGGAGAUGGCAGUAAUGAAGACAAAUAUCGACGACCAUAUCGUAGUCGGAGCCCGCCAGGAGGAAGAAUCAAAGAGGCUGGCAAGAUUCAGAAAGAAAAAGAAACAUCCCCCAAUCCGGUCCAGAUAGGUCACGAAAGAAGAAAGACGGGCAAACAUGUAGUUUUUGAAGACUUGGACGAUGAGAUAAUAGAUCCAGAGCAUGAUGAUCCUCUAGUCAUUUCAGGAUUGCUAGCAAACUAUCGCUUUGAUAGAAUGUUGGUAGAUCCUGGGAGUUUGGUGGACAUUAUAUUUUGGGAUGCCUUUAGAAGAAUGGAUUUGGAUUAUGACCAGUUGGAACCAUGUGGAGCCGAGUUGCUAGCUUUCACAGGGGCUAAAAUUAAGUCAUUGGGGUAUAUCCCUUUGAGGUUGACUUUAGGCAAAGCACCCACGCAUAAAACGGUCACCUUGUCGUUUGCUGUAGUAGAUUUGAGCUCGGCGUACAAUAUUAUUUUGGGGCGGCCAUUCAUGAAGAAGUUUAAGAUAUUUUUGUCGAUUGACCAGUUGGCUAUGAAAUUUGUGGCCGAAGAUGGGUCAGUAGCCGAUAAAGGCAAACCAAGUGGUUGCUGGGAGUUGUUAUAA
This is a messenger RNA of Gastrolobium bilobum, 1443 nucleotides long. RefSeq lists its product as uncharacterized. The record is from RefSeq and is a predicted model, not a curated record. The coding region runs from base 1 to 1443 and encodes 480 amino acids. The transcript has 3 exons. NCBI's taxonomy places the organism in Eukaryota, Viridiplantae, Streptophyta, Magnoliopsida, Fabales, Fabaceae.